This is a messenger RNA of Psilocybe cubensis, 834 nucleotides long. RefSeq lists its product as uncharacterized. Gene Ontology annotation, biological process: maturation of LSU-rRNA from tricistronic rRNA transcript (SSU-rRNA, 5.8S rRNA, LSU-rRNA). Gene Ontology annotation, cellular component: cytosolic large ribosomal subunit. Bases 1 to 834 code for a protein of 277 amino acids. Gene Ontology annotation, molecular function: RNA binding; structural constituent of ribosome. The transcript has 6 exons. The record is from RefSeq and is a predicted model, not a curated record. NCBI's taxonomy places the organism in Eukaryota, Fungi, Basidiomycota, Agaricomycetes, Agaricales, Agrocybaceae.
AUGGCCCCCUCUACCACGUACGUCCCUCUCAUUGCAACCCUUUCAAUAGUUCUGACGGUACUUGUCGACUCUGUGCAGCGUCCCGAGUGCUUCGGUCAGUUUGAACCAAACGUCGCGAUUGAAGUCCCGGAGACUCUCCUCAAGAAGAGAAAACAAAAUGAAAAGGCCCGGGAGGAACGCGUCGCUGCCGCCACAGCCGCUCGCAAGGCUUCAAAGGCCAAGCGAAAGGUUAUCUUCAAGCGCGCGGAGUCUUAUGUGAAGGAAUACCUUGCUAAGGAGAAGGAGGAAAUUCGCUUGAAGCGUGCUGCUCGCACCGCGGGUGACUUCUAUGUUCCCGCCCAGCCCAAGGUCUACUUUGUUGUUCGUAUCCGAGGUAUCAAUGAGAUUGCCCCCAAACCCCGAAAAAUUUUGCAACUUCUUCGCCUCCUCCAGAUCAAUAACGGUGUCUUUGUCAAGGCUACUCGCGCCACCCAACAGAUGCUCCGAUUGGUCGAGCCUUACAUCACCUAUGGUGAACCCAACUUGAAGACUGUUCGCGAGCUUAUCUACAAGCGCGGAUACGGAAAGGUCGACAAGCAGCGCAUUCCUCUGUCGAACAACAGCGUCAUUGAGAACGCCCUCGGUAAAUUCGACAUCCUUUGCGUUGAGGAUCUCGUCCACGAAAUCAUCACUGCGGGCCCCAACUUUAAGCAGGCGUCCAACUUCCUUUGGCCCUUCAAGCUCUCCAACCCUACUGGCGGCUGGAGGACAAGGAAAUUCAAACACUACGUCCAGGGUGGUGACUUUGGAGACCGGGAGAGCAACAUCAACAAGCUCAUUAGACAGAUGAACUAA